UAGAACCCGGACAUGGUCCAUGGGUUGGGGCUCGCCAAGGCCCACGGGCCGCCCUGCUUCUAGCAUCGAUCCUCCCGCUUUACAUAAUCUCAGGUGCUCUAUAAGGCCUCCGUUUGCCGGUUACAUGUGCCCUCCUGUUACUUGUAAAAAAUGAAAUAUAUCGUCGAGAGGAGAAUAUAGCCGCCUGCAGCUUCUGCAACACGGAUCAGAGUUUUGACGGCUAAUUGGCUGUGGUUUACUGAAGGGGUAGGCUGUGCACGCCGCUUUUACAAAUGUGCUGCAACACCAAGAUGUAGUAGCACUGCGCGCAAAAUAUGCAGGGACGUCGAUUAUGCUUGGAUCAGUUGACAAAGCACAAAAUAAAGUUAAUCUAGCCACUUGCUUGUCUGACAUACGUGCAUGUGCUUGAUAAUUCACGAGCAAGCACGAGUAAAAUUAAGAUAUAGUAUCUUCUCGGCUGCGAUAUUCAGAAUCUCACUUCCGGAUCCUUUGUCGUUUUGCACUAGCUUGGUCAGAGCGAAUCUUGUGCUAGCAUAACCAACCUUAUAAGAAGAAACAGAAGGACAAAGGGCGUUUACCCUUUCGCUAUCCCAUCAGUAAAACAUUUAUUCAAUCAGUCAAUCAUUCGUAUACGCAUGCGUGCGUUCCAUGUUUUUUUACGUGUGUGUGUAUGCCGCAACCCUUCAAGGCGGUUUUCCGAACCCUUCAUUUAUAAAGUGAUUCACAAUAAACAAGCAACUAAUCAGUUCGUCAUUUUUCUUGAACAAUGCUUUCACUAGGUCACUCUAGCCAUGUCUAGUGUUUCUAGCUUUAACCAACGUUUCAGGUAUGGAUAAGCCAUACAGUUUCCUACAAAAAUUGUAGGAAACUCUAUAGGAUAAGCAGUUACAAAUUUUCACAGCGGCCGAUGUGCAGGUUCCGAGUCGCAUUUCAAGCAGUAACAUUUUUGCUUACGAGUUGUUUGGCUGUAAUUACGGCCAGCAAAUAAAUUGAAACUUUUUUUUUUGCAUUUUUAGUGACAUAAUGUACUUUACAAUAUAUAAUUUGACAUUGGCUUGGCAUCACGUGAUUUCGCCAGCAGAACGUGAUUCUGACUACUCACACGAAGCCAAGCUAUAGCCAAGCUAACAGUUGACAUCGUGCAUCGUGUGAUCGUGUGUGAAUUCAGUGUUGCGCUAUUGCUUACGCUUACAUUGUCACAUUAGACUGCCUCGCGGUGUUCGCCACAGCGGAAUGUUUGGGCUUUCGAACUUUUAGCAAUGUCCCAAAAUCAGCGGAAACGCUACAGGCAGUACCUGCAGCCGGACUCGAACGUUCAAGUGCCACGGCAAACUCGAGAGUACGUGCUGAAAAGAGCCAAGUCAUCCACUGCUGCAAGUCAGACGAAUCUGGCAAACCUGAGCAGCCCUUCCGCGGAUCUCACUAACAUUGAUUCCAACGAGAAUGAAGCAGAUCAUCUUGGGCAGACUGAUCUUGCUUCUGAAAGUUAUGCUCGUGAAAGCACAAGUGCCUAUGUCAGCAACGUAGAAGGCACUAACGAAUGUGCAAGCGAAAUAGGCAGUAGGGAUGAAUGCAGUUCUGCCUUCGAGUUGAACAAUGAUGAUGAUGCAGAUAGUCAACCAGAGAAUGCUGCUGAAGGAAGCGAGCAUGAAGCCCUUGAAGAUGAUGAGUUUGAUAUGUACUUCACAAAGCUUUCAGAGGAGUACCUUCCAAACCAGACAACAACUAAAGCACAGGCUCUUCUCCUUGUGCUGGCAUAUGUUGUUACUUCUGGCCUUACAUGGACACAACUACAAGGGCUUCUUACUUUAAUAAAUGCUCUGUUUGGGGUGCAAGUUGUGCCAUGCUCUACAUAUUCUGUGAGGAGGCUGUGGAAGAACAGAAAAGAAGCAUUAAGGAUCCACCUAUACUGCCAGAACUGCCAUCAAUAUCUGGGAAAGUACAGCGAUGUCAAAGAUGAAGACACCAUCACUUGUGCUUCUUGCAGCAGUGAGAAGAAGCUGCAACAUUUAAUGAAUUCUGCAAGUUUUUUCCUAAUGUUUAACAUUAAGCAGCAGCUUCUGGUGCUAUUGAAACAGGUUGGCAGUACCUUGCUUUCCAAUUUGCAGAAGAUUGCAUCUGUUGCUCAUGUGUCGGGUGUCUACUGUGACAUCACGGAUGGCAUUCUUUACCGCAGUGUUAGAAAGCAGAAGAACAUGACAUGGAGCGACAUCACUUUGACUAUGAACACUGAUGGGGCGCCUGUGUUCGAUGCUAGUAAAAACUCUAUAUGGCCAAUCCAAGUGAUGGUUAAUGAACUGCCAGUUUUAACUCGGUGGCAAAAUGUGCUAAUUUCAGGUGUCUGGUAUUCGCAUGUUCACCCACCUAUGCACCUCUUCAUGAAGCAGUUUGUUGAAGAAGUCAACAGCAUCGGAAAGCUGGUGUGGUCACACGCUGGAAGAACUAUUGAGUCAGCAGUGCACGUUAUUGUGUGUUGUGUGGACUCCCCAGCAAGAGCCGCUAUCCUGAACAGGAAGCAGUACAAUGGGUAUUUUGGGUGCAGCUGGUGCUUGGAGCAAGGCAUCACUAUAGAUGGCACAAUGAAGUACCCUUUCAACAGCCAGAACGCCCCUGACAGGACUCACAGUGGUGUGCUCAAAGGAAUGGUUGAAGCAGCACAGCGUAAGGAACCUGUCUGUGGUAUCAAGGGACCAUCAACUCUGGUCAAGUUGCAAGGCCUUGAUCUUGUUUGGGGGCUUCCACCUGACUAUAUGCAUUGUGUUUUGGAAGGCGUUACCAAGCAGAUCACUGAAUUGUGGCUGUCGUGUACUGGUUCCUCGUGGUAUAUAGGCAGGCACUUGAAGCACUAUGUACUUUCACUGCCAGCAGCUGCUCACUACACCCAGUGCAUUCGAUGUGCCACACAUUUUGCAGUGCCGUCAUCCACCUCCAACUGA
Dermacentor andersoni is the source of this 2936-nucleotide messenger RNA. The record is from RefSeq and is a predicted model, not a curated record. Lineage: Eukaryota; Metazoa; Arthropoda; Arachnida; Ixodida; Ixodidae.